AUGUUUAAUAUUCAUUUUGGAGAAGACCUGCCUCCUAACUUCAAAAGCCUUCUAAUUCGAUCCUUGAUUAUUAAAUCCUAUUUUCCGCGGCGUUGGCAAACUAUCUGUGGGUUGCAGUUUCUGUUGGUAUUGCGUUUGAUUAGCCCAAUGGAGUACUUACCUGAUGAAGUGGGAGAUUUGGUUCACCUCAAGUAUUUAUACUUGAACUGCAAAGAUAUGAAGACGCUUCCACGUACUAUAGCUAAUCUUCAAAAGCUACAAACGUUGCAUCUAGUUCAUUGUUCAAAGCUAUUCCAAGUACCUGUAGAAAUUUAUAAUAUUAAACAGCUUCGGCACCUUUUGUUUGCCGAUUUGUUCGGAUAUAGUGAUGGAAUUAGAGUUCCAAGAGGUAUUGGUACAUUGGCAAAUCUUCACACUUGCACUGGUAUCUGUUCUGGUGCUGGCAUUCCUGGUGAAUUGAGUAGUUUGACCCAACUACGAAAACUUGAUGUUCACGAAGUGUCUGAUGAUCAUGCUGGUGAGCUAUUUGCAUCCAUCAUAAAACUGGAAAACCUUGUUUUCCUGUCACUAACUGCAGAACCACCCUGGUCGGUCACACUUCUACCUGAAUUGGAACCAUUUUCUCCUCCACCUCAUCUUCAAAAGCUUAUUUUACGCGGUGGUCUAGUUGAAAUGCCUAAUUGGCUUCCCUCUGUUGAAAACCUAACCAUUCUAGAACUAAGGCAUUCCAAUCUCUUGGAGGAGCCAUCUUCAGUUCUUCAAUAUCUUCCCAAAUUAAAACAUCUUACACUUUGGGAAGCCUACAAAGCAAAGCUCAUUGGUAAAGAGUUUUGCGAUGGAGGUGGAUUUCCGGAGCUGAAAGCUUUGAAAAUUGCUUCAAAGAAUCUAGUGGAGUGGACGAAAAUUGUAAAUGGUGCUUUUCCAAGUUUGAGGUACCUUGGAUUUUAUGGUUGUAGGAAGUUGAGGUUCUUGCCUGAAGGAUUACAGAAUAUUUCUACGAUUCAAGAGUUGUUUGUGGGUGCUUUGCAUUCUGACCUUGCAAGGAGAUUGAAUGGUAAAGAAAAUUACAAGAUCGAACAUAUUUCAAAAUUUCAUUGGCGCUCGGAAAUUUUCUGAGGAAGUCACUAGAAGAAGCAAGAUUUAUUAUUUACUUGUUUGACACUACGAUUCUCUAGUGCCCCAUCAAUACAGAUAAAAAUAUCCAUAUUUAAGGAUUUAAGACGAUAGAAAAUAAUAGUAUUUUCUUUGUAAAAUCUUUAAAGAUUAAGGAUGAUGGAAUUGCUGCUAUUUUUUUGGUUUUGGAUUAUCAGGUGUGCAAGUGAUCAAAGGUUAUAGUGGUUGUAACGAUUUUUUUUUUUUGUAACAAUUUAUUUUUAUAUAUUUUCUUAAUAAUGUUAAAAGAAUUCAAUAUCUUCUA
This is a messenger RNA of Hevea brasiliensis (rubber tree), 1417 nucleotides long. RefSeq names its product disease resistance protein RPM1-like. Lineage: Eukaryota; Viridiplantae; Streptophyta; Magnoliopsida; Malpighiales; Euphorbiaceae. The transcript has a single exon. Bases 1 to 1116 code for a protein of 371 amino acids. The record is from RefSeq and is a predicted model, not a curated record.